Messenger RNA from Aspergillus niger, 1536 nucleotides. RefSeq lists its product as uncharacterized. Gene Ontology annotation, biological process: protein O-linked glycosylation. Lineage: Eukaryota; Fungi; Ascomycota; Eurotiomycetes; Eurotiales; Aspergillaceae. The coding region runs from base 1 to 1536 and encodes 511 amino acids. The transcript has a single exon. The record is from RefSeq and is a predicted model, not a curated record. Gene Ontology annotation, cellular component: Golgi apparatus. Gene Ontology annotation, molecular function: alpha-1,3-mannosyltransferase activity.
AUGACUUGGGAUGAGUCCAGGAAGCUCUUCUCGCACAAUAUGAGCCAGUUCGCGGCGAUCCGGAGCCACCGCGGCUUCCGGAUCAUCUUCGCUGCCGUCGCAGUCAUAUUUGCGCUCUCUAUAUUCAUGCUGCUUCCACCCGCAUCGUCAACGAGUCAAGUCUUCGGAUUCGGGCAGGGACAGAAGCCGGCAACUCAUUCAUCUUCAGCUGGAACCAUCACAAUAGAUACCACCCUCAUCACCGAUAUAUCGCAAUACUUUGCGGACCACCCUAUUCAGAAACCCUUUAAAGAGAAGUUCGGCGAGCUAGGCCGCCGCAACCGAGUUCUUCGCGACUGGCUCAUUCAAGCUGAAGCCUCACAGGACUCUACCACCAAGUCCAUCUUACACAACGCCAUUGAAGGAGUCGCCAUCGCACAAUACCCUUUCCUGCAACCUCCCAAGCAGCCUCAGUCGCACCAUUCUAGAUCCUCCCAUCACCCAGUACAAGACCUUCGCGCUUCUUUUGAGCCCAACUCAGCCGGCAUCGUCAUCCCCACCAGCGACUACACCCUCCGUUAUGCCGCCCACCUCAUUGCCUCUCUCCGCUUCGUCCUCAACUCUACUCUGCCCAUCCAAGUUGUCUACGCAGGCGAUGACGACCUCUCCCCGACCAACCGGAACCACCUUUCAACACUGGCAGCCUCUGGCCCCGCCAUCACCUUCCUCAACAUCCUCACCGUCUUCGACGACACAACCCUCAAACUCCAAACGGGCGGCUGGGCCAUAAAACCUUUCGCGGCGCUAGCUUCCCCUUUCGAAAAAGUUAUCCUUGCAGAUGCUGACGCCGUCUUCCUGCAACCCCCAGAAGUACUCCUCCAGCACGACGCCCUCGUCAACAAAGGCGCGCUUCUCUUCCAUGACCGCCUUCUCUGGAAACACGCCUUCGAGGGCCGUCAUGAGUGGUGGCGGGAUCAGAUCCGUCGACCCAGUAAGGAAAUGGAUGCCUCUCUUGUCUGGACGGAAGAUUACGCUGAAGAAGCGGACUCGGGUCUCGUGGUACUCGACAAAAGUAGGCCUGAUACGUUCAUGGGCCUGUUGCAUAUCUGCUGGCAGAAUACGUACGAAGUGCGCGAGGAAACUACGUACAAGAUCACGUAUGGAGAUAAGGAGAGCUGGUGGUUCGGGUUGGAGUUGUCGGGCGCUGAGUAUGAGUUUUCGAAGCAUUAUGGAGGGAUCGUGGGGUGGAAGAACGUCGAUGAUAAGGAAAGAGUCGGUGUAUGUAGUUUCGUGAUUGCGCAUGUGGAUGCCAAGGGGCGACUGUUGUGGUAUAAUGGGAGUCUGUUGAAGAAUAAGGGACAGGCUGGGAUGGAGGAUGUCUAUGAGGUCCCGGAUAAGUGGAUGAUCGAUGCGGAGUGGGUAAAAGGGUCGAGGAAACAGGAUCAUAGUUGUAUGGUCGGUGGUGAGGUCAGGGAUCUCACGAAGGAGGAGUUGGAUGUCUUAGAGAGGUCGAUUGCUGCUGCAAGGCAGGUGGAUACGCUGGUGCGUACCGAUUGA